GAAAGUAAGCAGAGGACAAAAGCUCUAUUUCUGUGUGCCGUGAGUUCAGUGUGCAUCUGCUGACAAGUUACCGGCAGCGGCAGUUUUUAAACUCUGUAUUCGUUUAAUAUUUUUCUCUGAAUCCGCGGAAGAAAAAGAAAAAGAAGAAGAAGGAGAAGAAAAAGAAGAAGAAAGUAGUAAGUCCUACUUUUAAAUAGCUCCAAUCGCUCAAGUAUUGCUUCUCUCCGGCAGAGCCAAUUAAACGAAAGAUUUCCAAACUGUCUGAAAGAGAGGCUGACAGAGAACCACGUUUUAGGUCAACGCAGCAUGAUGGGUCUUGCCAUACACCGCUGCCUUCUGUGUUGCCAAACGAUGGUAUCAAGAGGUCAGGAUCUCCUUUUAUUGUGUGGGAAUUCCUUAUUGUUUGCACACUGAGCAGGCAUAUUUCAUUACAGUGAGUUAAACAUGAACAAAAUCAUGGUUUCAAACGAAUCAUGUCACAAUACCACCUGCAAUUACACUCUCAUCGUGAAUGGGCAUGGGAAGCCAGUAACGAGCAUCAUCAUGUUUUUGGCUGCGGUGGUGGGGAACCUCCUGGCUCUCUUCAUCCUUGGGGUGCACCAGAAGGAGCAUCGCUCUAGGUCUUCUGUCUUCUGCGUCCUGGUGACCGGCCUGGCCCUCACCGACCUGCUGGGCACCUGCCUCCUCAGCCCACCUGUGUUCAUCUGCUACGCCCGCAACAUGUCCCUAAUAAGUCUGGGCGGUGCAAGCCUGUGCAACCUCUUUGGCUUUGCCAUGAGUUUCUUCGGCCUGGCGCCCACACUCAUCCUGUGCGCCAUGGCCGUGGAACGCUGCCUGGCCAUCAGCCACCCUUACUUUUACUCUGUAUACAUCCGCCACAGCUUUGCCAAAUACACUCUUUUCUUUAUUUACCUCUUUUCGUUGGCCUUCUGCCUCCUUCCAUUCACCGGGUACGGCAAAUUCAGACAGUACUGUCCCGGGACGUGGUGCUUCAUCGACAUGGAUGCCACAGGGGAUGAUAAUGCCAAGCUGGUGCUGGCCUUCUCUCUGUCCUACUCCUCCCUCAUGGCAUUGCUGAUCUUUGCAGUGUUUGUGUGCAACGGCUCAGUGAUCGUCAGCCUGUGCCAGAUGCACCGGAGCCAGAUGAUGCGGCGCACCUCGAUCGGGUCGGCGGGGAGGAGGAAGAGGCUGAGCCUGGCCUGGUUCGUACAAGGGGAAGAGGAGGUGGACUAUCUGGUGCUGCUGGCACUCAUCACCGUCAUCUUUGUGGUCUGCUCCCUGCCACUCACCAUUGCAGGCUUUAUCAACGCCAUUCACCCAUUUUGUGGCGACACAGAGAACCUGACAGCCUUCCGCUUCUACGCCCUCAACCCCAUCGUGGAUCCCUGGGUCUUCAUCAUCUGCCGCAAGUCUGUGUUUCGCCACCUUUACUCUUUUCUGAGUUGUCGCUUCGGCAGAAGAGCUAUGAAGACGACGACACACUGCGCUCUGUCUUUACCCCUUGACAAUCACAUACAGCGCAACCCCCCAGACGUGACAGUUCCACAGACAAACUCGUACUCCGGUUUACCUCUGUGACCCAAACAGGAGCCCUCGGCUGCGCUAGGAGGCUUUCGUGUCUGAUAAAACAUUUGUGAGAAAUAUGUGGUUAAAGUUUGUGAAAUGAAACUUUAACAUUUGCAUACGGGAUUCCUGCUCUCACCAUUUUAAGGCACGGAACUCCGACAAAGAAGUAUCUGUCACAAUUGCACUAGGUCUUAAACUUUCAUUGACUGAUGGAAACUGUUUCAAAGUUGCAAGGAGAGAUGCCCCAUAAAACAAGCAGCACUGUAUCUUACCAGACACAUCAAACCAUAUCAUUCCUAUGAAUAAUAUACUGUAAAGUCAGAAUAUAUGCACUUGGGUUAAAGCUAUAUGCAUGAAUGUAUACUGUCUUCUUUUUCUCUCUCAGCCUUUUUGUGCUUUGAGCUAAAUGCCAACGUCAGCAUGCUAACAUUCUGCUGAUAUCAUGUUCGGCAUCUUAGUUUAGCAUGUUUCCUUAGUAACAUUUGCUAAUGAGCCCUAAAUAGAAAGAACAGCUGAUGUUGACAGGAAUGUCAGCAGUUUUGCAGGUAUUUUGGGAUAAACCAAAGUAUUGAACAAAUUACAAUUUUGACCUGAUGAUGGCACUAAAUGAAAAGUUAAAGAGUCAUCAAAGUUAUCACCACUCAUCCUCUUAACACCAUCAUUUAUUCAAGAAUAUUAAUAGUACAAAUCAAGUAUGGGACCUUAUUAGCAUAAAUAACUGUCCUCUCGAGAGCGAUGCCGCUAAAAAAAACAAAACAGAACAGAAAGUGUUUGUCAGACUGAUCCACUGGUACUAUGGAACAUGAAUAUGUGAUAUACACAAUAGUGGAUUCAACUCUCAUCUCUUUGAUGAAACAACCUGUUAAAAAUGAUCAAAGCACUCUAGCAAUCGUAAAUGCAAUGCAUGUAAAGUAUAAACAAAUAGUUUGUUUUCAUUUAAACUGAAGUUAAUCUGAAACUGCAAAUAUCUGUCAAGAAAUGAGAUCGGUUAAUCUGAGACUCGACUAAGUUUUCGACUAUUCCAAAGAGAGCUGAGUUAAUAAGGUUAAAUAGUCUUAAUGAGACUAUAAUAGAAAAAGGGCACUUUAGUCUCUCUGAUAAUUCCUAUUCCUGUGUAGCCGAUAGUGAAAUUGUGUUGCAUACACAUUCUCUUCCACCCUUCCUUCUCUCUCUCACUGAUUUCUAAGCUACCUAUGAUGAUUGUCCUUGAAUGUCAAACUCUGCUGCUGCAUAUUGCACUGUGAGAAUUAGUUUUAUGUUGUCGUUGUGACUUGUGGUAGUGUACUGAUGCCUUUUCACUGUGCUAUAAUGUUGUUUAUCCUUAUAAUUGUGCUGUUUUUGGUUUAUGCAUUGGAUUGCAGUGCUAUAGGGAUAACAGACAUGAGUUCCUUUUUGUUUUUGUGUGGCUGUGUUGCACAUUAAGUUUUUGUUUAGUCUUUAAAUGCUUAGUCAUGCAUGACCUGAGCUAAGUCAGACACGUUACCACUCACACAUUCACACAUUUUGAGUUGUAAAGCCAUACAAGUGAAUGAAAGAAUACCUUUUUGGAAAAAGAAUAUAGUAUUCAUUAUAUGGCUCACAUUUUGUUCAUGUGAAAUAAAAUAUUCAUAUAAGGAUAAACGGUCUCACAACUUAUGUCUGUGUAUGUUCCCAAAGAGAAAUGUUUAUGCUGAUUUUGUGAUGUUUAACAGUCUCUUGCUCUCAAUCUCAGUCCAUGUAUAGUUCUUGACUGUGAUGAGACCUGAGCAUGUUUGCUGAUGAAAUAAACAAGAUUGUGUUUAAGUUUGGACAAUCGUUUGUUUUUGUCUCGGUACAACCCCUAACAUCAAUGUUGACUGCAGGGGAACAUUUACAUUACAUGCAGUGCUCUGUUGAGUCUGUAGCCAUUUGCCAGGUUCUAAAUAUGUUCUAGUUCUAGUUCCUCAAGUUCCAGACAGAAGUGAAAGUUGUCGCAAUGAAAUACAUUCAGUAGUUAAUUUAACUGUAUGUUUGACUUUGUAAAUGACAU
This is a messenger RNA of Cottoperca gobio, 3574 nucleotides long. It is a transcript of the gene ptgir, whose product is annotated as prostaglandin I2 receptor. Gene Ontology annotation, cellular component: plasma membrane. The record is from RefSeq and is a predicted model, not a curated record. Gene Ontology annotation, biological process: inflammatory response; negative regulation of smooth muscle cell proliferation; adenylate cyclase-activating G protein-coupled receptor signaling pathway. NCBI's taxonomy places the organism in Eukaryota, Metazoa, Chordata, Actinopteri, Perciformes, Bovichtidae. Gene Ontology annotation, molecular function: prostacyclin receptor activity; thromboxane receptor activity. The coding region runs from base 445 to 1578 and encodes 377 amino acids. The transcript has 3 exons.